Messenger RNA from Melitaea cinxia (Glanville fritillary), 3052 nucleotides. RefSeq names its product VPS35 endosomal protein-sorting factor-like. NCBI's taxonomy places the organism in Eukaryota, Metazoa, Arthropoda, Insecta, Lepidoptera, Nymphalidae. The transcript is spliced from 18 exons. The coding region runs from base 192 to 2984 and encodes 930 amino acids. Gene Ontology annotation, cellular component: endosome. The record is from RefSeq and is a predicted model, not a curated record. Gene Ontology annotation, biological process: endocytic recycling.
AUACUCUUUGAGCGUAACAGCCCCCAAAUAAUUCUGUAUUAACUAAUCACUAUUUAAGUAUUUAUUAAGUUAUUCAUAUUUUGUAGAAGUGUUUUUCAUUUCGUACGUUUCGAUUCAAACAUAAAAACUUUGUUUUUUAUAUCGGUCUCCAUUAAAAUAUAUUACAUUAAAAUCCACUAUUUUUAUGAGAAAUGCCUACUUAUUAUAAAUGGCGUUCUGCUAAAAUACAGACACGAAAGCAUGAAUACCCUAGUUUGGAAGUAACUAAUCAUCCCUUAAGAGUAGAAGUUCUUAACUUAAAAAUUAGUGCAAGUAAAAGUUUUAUACAAAGUCUUCACAAAUGGAGUUCUUCAUUUGAAGAAUUGGACCCAUUGUUAAGGUUUGAACAAAUGAACUUAGAAAAUGUAAAAAAAUUUGAUGAUGUUAUAAACUAUAGUAAAAUUUGGAGUAUGAAAUGUGCAGCUAUUCUAAACAAAUAUACUACAGGAGAAAAAUUGACAAUUAUCAGCAGCUAUUUGCCAGGGGGUGAAAAAAUUAGUUCUUUUUCAGCUUUAUUAAGACAGGUAUCUAAUCUUAAUGAGAAGGUGAAACAUAGACUAGAACAACUUGAUGAUUUUGAUGAAACAUCAGUUAGGAAAACGAUGGGUUUGAGCCAGCAAGAGUUUGUUACUAAAAUACACAUGCUCGAUGAUGAAAUAAAAAAGGCCUGGGACUCAGAACAAAGGGUAAAGGCUUUCAAAAUUGCUAUUCAAUGUUCAAAGUUGCUGUCUGAUAUUAGUGUAAUGCAAUUCUAUCCAAGCAAAUUUGUGUUAAUAAGUGAUGUUUUGGACAAUUUUGGAGCUUUAGUUUUUGAUCGCCUUAAAAAAAAGAGUUUUGGUAGCGAUAACGUAAAGUUUGAGGACAUUGAUAGUAAUCUGGUACCAGAGUCUGCUAGAGAAACGUGCCAGAACUGGAUGUUUAAAAUGGCGUCAAUAAGGGAACUACUGCCACGAUUGUACAUGGAGAUGGCUUUAUUAAAAUGUUACGUGUUUAUUUCAAAAGAGGAAAUAAAACCUGCAAUUUUAAGACUGAUAACAAUGAUAAGAGGUAUUGGAAAUCCCCUAGUUGGUAUAUAUGUCAGGGUAUAUUUGUGUAAAGUAGCCUCUUCGUUGUUUGGCAAGGAGAGCGAAUGUUAUUUCUACGAUAAUUUGAAGGAAUUUCUUGAAGAAUACCAACAGAUCUUUCAACCUGCCAUGGCAAAAAAAUUUGGAACUCAACUAUUGACAGCAGAUCAGUACCUCAGUCUCUAUGUACCGGCUAUCGAUUGGUUAUUUUCAGGAACACUGAACACUGUUUCCUGCAAAAUUACCUUCUUAGAAGAGUUGUUACAAAUGUGUGAUAAUACAGAGAAUAGUGAACUUUUACUCUGUUGCUUACUGUCCGUUUACGAUUCUCCAAAUAUUAUAAAAAAAUCAUCAGUCAUUUUGGAAAUAAUACAUAAAUCAGCAGAACACAUGGUUCUUCUUAGUCAAAUAUUGAGUUCACUCGGAGAACACCUCUGCCAUGCGGAACCCUACCGCCAGCACUCGUCAGAAGCUUUGAGUCAAAGUUGGUGGAAAAUAGCAAAUAACAUGAAAUCUACCGCAGACUUCCUUCUAGUGUUAGAACCUUGGUUACAGUUUGCUUGCAAACAGUUAUCGAUUCAGCACAUCAAUAUGUUACUACGGGGGACAAUACGCUACAUGAUAAAGAGCAGUAGGCCUGCUGACGGUUACUCCUCUCAAAUACAAUCGGCUAUCAAGAGAAUGUUGAAGUCAAUUCCCGAUGUCGAAGAACUUUUUUUGAUGGAUGCCUUCAUGCCUCUCGUAGAAUUGGUACAGACGUCCAGUGAACGAACAAUGAUGGCGAAGACAGUACUCUCUGUUUUCUUCGAGAGAUAUAACUCGGUACAAAUAGAAGAUCACAUCAUUAUCGCCAGCUUGAUGAGACUUUGUUGUAUACUACACGAUUCUAUCAAUGCGGUCACCGUGGAAGACGAGAUAAAACUUUGUGCAGAUUUAAUAAAUAAGUUCAUACAAACGGUGUCUUAUCAAGACGAUUUUCAACAGCAAUUGAACUUUUACGUCGACUGUCGCUCAGCAUUUAUUAAACUCGAUUCCGUACUCGUCACUUUAGUGCAUGGCGUACACGCGCUGGCCGCGCGUGCAGGACGGGCGCGCGGUAGCUGGCUGCCGCGCGCCUGCGCCGCCUACUGUUUCGUGACCGUGCCCUCGCUGCAGUGUGCGCUGGCUCGCGCGCAGCUCUACCUGCUGGGCGCGCACUCCGCCCUGCUGGCUGCCUGCAUCGGACAGGCUGAGGCAAACUUAAAAGCUUUCGUGGGUCUCAUCCCAGACAUUCCUCAAUACAUUCAAGAAGACGGUCAAAACAAACCGACGCAUGAUAAAGUUCUUGGUCUUCUAAGCAAUUUUCUCUCCACUCUCCUUAUUUUACCGGACAAUAUGGAUAGUACCAGCAAAGCGUACAUACUGAGUGGAUUUAUAAAAGUUAUGGAGAGAAUACACUGGAAGAAAACUGAUCCUUUGUAUUAUACUUUACUAGUCAGGACUUUAGAUCUACUUUGCCAUAUGACACAAGAAAAAUACGUUUACCACAUUGAUGGAGUUCUCUCGAAUGACGAACUCUAUGGUUCGGAAGAAGAAUUUAUCGAAGUCUUAGAAAAUCACGCGACAGCCAUAUGUCAAGAACUGCUGGUUGUGUUGAAGGCGCUCGGUGAUGUUAAAGAAACUAAGAAACAGUACAAUUUAGCUUUAGAAUUGUUUUGGAGAAUAAUCAAACGGAGUGAUCUUAAAGAAAGCUCUAUGAUCAGUUUGGCGGUUAAUUUGUGGGUUUUAUCACAAAAAAUUCAAGAUUCAAGCUAUAAUUUUGCGAAAACACUGUUAUCAGCAUUGGAAUGGGAUAAAAGCGCAGAGGGACAGCGACUACUUCAUAAACUGAAGUCCAUAUAAAAUAUUAUUACUUGUAACUUGUACCAUUCCUUAUAAUGUUUUUAUAAUAUUUUGUAUGCAAUAAACUU